UUGUCGACAUGACACCCAAACAAAUCCUUCAAAAACAUCACAUCACCACAAUAACUCCAACUUAGUCACAACAACAAGCUCCUUGUACAUUUUACUCCCACUAGUACUACCUAGCUACCUAAUUAAACUUCCUCUAUAAAUACCAAUCAAUUUCACUUUACUUUUCUAUUAUUCACAAGUUGAGUAAGUAGUACUAGUACUUUUUAUUUUCUUAUCAAAAUUUUAUUCAACAUGAAGAGGCAAAGAGGUGUGAAUGGUGUUAACAACACAAAUAAUCCUCAUCCUAAUGUUGAAGAAGUGGCAACAUUGGGGAAGAAAAAAGGAAAGAAAGAGAGUGAACAAAGGGUUGUGGUGGAGGAAAAGAGGAAGGAAAACAAAGACAUGAGUGAUGGAAAAACAACAACAACAACAACAAUUAAGGAUGGUGUGAGUAUUAAUAAUGUGAUGGGUUGGAAUUUGGAGGAUUAUAUGCCAUGGUUGGGAGGUGUGGUGGAUGAACAAAUGUCAUGGGGUUCUAAUUGGUUCCCUGAUUGGGAUAUGGACUAUAUGGGUGAAGCUUUCAAUGACCUCUAUAGUGAUGUUGUUUGGGAUGAUGAUAUUUGGAAUCUCAACAAAGAAAUUCCAAUUCCAUUACAUGGAAUGAGGUUUGAAUGGGAGUAGAUGUAGAACAUUUAAUUAGUUUUUAAACUAUCAUAUCAUUAUUAUUAAGUCUUUCAGCUUCGUUUAGUUAGCCAGGAAUUAAAAUUCCACUAAUUUCAUGUUAAUUUUAAUAUACUGCACUAGUUUAUUUUACGUUGGCUAAUUAAUUAACUUAUCAAGGCUAUCUAAUUAUAAGCAUAUUUAUUUGAGUUUGUAUCUUGUAAGACAAAGAAAAAUAUGAAACAUAUAUUUGGAAAUAGGAAAUGAAAGCUUUAUUGCAA
Molecule: messenger RNA, 920 nt
Organism: Cicer arietinum (chickpea)
Lineage: Eukaryota; Viridiplantae; Streptophyta; Magnoliopsida; Fabales; Fabaceae
Source: RefSeq, a predicted model, not a curated record